This is a messenger RNA of Mytilus trossulus (common blue mussel), 7787 nucleotides long. RefSeq names its product serine/threonine-protein kinase SIK3-like. The record is from RefSeq and is a predicted model, not a curated record. Gene Ontology annotation, cellular component: cytoplasm. The transcript is spliced from 16 exons. Gene Ontology annotation, molecular function: ATP binding; protein serine/threonine kinase activity. The coding region runs from base 1 to 3492 and encodes 1163 amino acids. Gene Ontology annotation, biological process: protein phosphorylation; intracellular signal transduction. Lineage: Eukaryota; Metazoa; Mollusca; Bivalvia; Mytilida; Mytilidae.
AUGGCGACGGUGAAGGGAAAGUCGCAACCCCACGGGGGAAUCGUUAGAAUAGGAUGUUACGAAAUUGAUAGAACCAUUGGAAAAGGAAAUUUUGCCGUCGUCAAAUUGGCUACUCAUAUGUAUACUAAAACAAAGGUUGCCAUUAAGAUAAUAGAUAAAACACAGCUUGACGAUGAUAACAUGAAAAAAAUUUACAGAGAAAUACAAAUUAUGAAAAUGUUGAAACAUCCACACAUCAUCAGACUCUAUCAGGUAAUAGAAACAGAAAGAAUGUUAUACUUAGUGACAGAAUAUGCCAGUGGUGGUGAAAUAUUUGAUCAUUUGGUGGCACAUGGUAGAAUGAAUGAAAGAGAAGCAAGAAAAAAGUUUAAACAAAUUAUUGCAGCAGUAUCAUAUUGCCACAGUCGUCAAAUUGUACAUCGGGAUUUAAAGGCAGAAAAUUUAUUGCUGGAUGCCAGUCUUAACAUAAAAAUAGCUGAUUUUGGUUUCGGUAAUUACUAUAAUCAGAAUUGUUGUCUAAAGACUUGGUGUGGUAGUCCACCAUAUGCAGCUCCAGAACUGUUUGAAGGGAAAGAAUACAGUGCUCCUAAAGUUGAUAUAUGGAGUUUGGGUGUAGUAUUAUAUGUAUUAGUGUGUGGUGCUCUUCCAUUUGAUGGCAGUACAUUACAGAGUCUACGGAGUCGUGUCUUAAGUGGCAAAUUUAGAGUACCAUUUUUCAUGUCUACAGAAUGUGAACAAUUAAUUAAACAGAUGUUAACAGUUGAUCCUAUCAAAAGAAUAACAAUGGAGCAAAUUAUUAAACAUAAAUGGACGAUACUCGCUGGUGAAGAUAUAGACUUUGAUGCUUUAAUAUUAGAAAAUAAUCGUCCAUCAGACGUUGAUCCAGACUUAGAAAAUCUUAAUGAACAUAUCAUAGCUCAUAUGGAAAGUAUAGAUCUAAAUAGAGAACAAAUCUUUAAGUCUGUGAAAGAGCAGGCUUAUGAUUACCAUAGUGCAAUAUAUCACUUAUUACAAGACAAAUAUAAAAAACAUCCAAAGACAAUACAAAAGACAAUUGUUCCACAAAAUCUGCCGUUAGCGGUGGUGUCCACAGAAAGACGGUCCAGUAUUACUACUGGUAUUGUGAUACCAGAGUUUCCAGCUACUGAUGUUAAAGAUACCAAACCUACAACAUUUCCCUCCAUUCCAUCACAACUACGAUUUUAUACACCGGCAGAAGAUAGUUGUGUUAGUGAGUCUGAAGACAGUAACAGUCAGAACUCUGAUUCUGAGGCAGAGGAGCCAUCUCCUGAAGCAUUAGCCAGAUAUCUAGCAAUGAGACGACAUACUGUAGGCGUAGGUGAUACACGACAUGAAGUUCCUGAAAAUGAACGAUUAAAACUUGCCAAUCAUCAGCCCAUUAUUGCAAUGCCUCAACCCAAUUUACUCAUGCCAUUUAGUUUCUUGCCACAUAUCAAUUUGCCACAGACCAAUUUACCGUAUGUACAGAAUGAACAAAUGCAGAAUUAUCAGGGCAUAGGGGAACAACAUUUGUUACAGCCACCGGCAUUCACAGGACUUGGUGGUCGGAGGGCUUCGGAUGGUGGUGCUAACAUACAUUUAUUUAAUCGUCAGAUGUAUGGUAACAGUUUACCUGGAAGUCCUGGUAGUCAAGAAGCACUCGCUACAGUGGGGUCUCCACUUUCACCAUCUGGUUUACAUCUACCUACACCUCCACUGCAUGGCUCAAUAACAGUAGAGGAGGAAGAAGGAUCAGAUCAGGAACCAGAUCCUGAAGCAGUUCAAAGAUAUCUUCAAAACAGAGGUCACCGCCAGAGACAUACACUUGCAAUGUCUAACCCUAUGAGUGAAAUACCUGAGGAAUUACAAAAGAAAUUAUCUCUACAGCAACCUUUACGUUCAGGGCGCAGGGGAAGUCACUUAAUAGAGAGACAAGCAGCUGUUGGUAUGUAUGAUCAGGCUGCUCCUACGUGCAGUACAUUGAGAGAACCAAUAAAUUCGUUGCAUUUACCAUCGGAGAGAUUUUCUCCAGUACGGCGGGCAAGUGAUGGUUUACAGAAUCUCAGCAAGUUUCAGUCACUUCAUUUAGAAAAGAUCUACAAUCAGACGUUACAGUCUACAUCUAGAAAUAACAGUUCAACUAGUCUUAAACAGUUACAACAUGAAUGCCAAGAAUUACAAAAUAAUGUAGGGAAUCGUGAUCCAAUGAAAGAAUCAGAACUUCAGCAACAGCACUCAUUACACAGAUUUCAUCAAUCAUUACAGGGUUCAUCAAUUCAGCAUUCCCCUAUUCCCUCACCCCCAUUAGUGCCUGGGUCUCCCAGUUUUCAGCGACACAAUCAACCUAGUCAAGAACUAUAUCAACAUCUACAGAGACUGCAUCUACAAAAUCCUAAUCGGAAUAGUCCACCCACAGCCAAUCAGAGGACAGCAGACUCUCCACCUCAGAGUUAUAAUCAACUCUUCCAAGUCUUUCCACAGCCAGCUCAUCAGAGGAGCAGUCCACCACCAAAUUUAGCUAAUUUCCAGAAUCUGCAAUCUAUUCGUGAAGAUUCACAGGAUCAUGCUGAUGAGUCGCCUCGAUGUGAAAGUGAGGAUGAAAUGCAAGUUCAAGAUAAUAUCUGUGAUAAAAAACAGCAAAAAUUUGCACAAAAGCCGCAAAUCAGUAUUACCGAUACACAUGGUCAUGUGACUGAUGUGACAUCUGAUAGUGAUCCUUCAAUGGAGGACUCUGAUUCUCACACGGACACGUCACAUAGUUCACCUGAAGGACAGUUUACCACGACGACAACACACAGCUCACAGCAUCAGCCCUAUACAACACAACACAGCUCACAACAUCAGCCGUAUACAACACAACACAGCUCACAACAUCAGCCGUAUACAACAACACAGAGUAGAUCUCAUCAGCAGGCAACAACUGUUCAUAGUACUCCUGCUCAACAAGCAUCAGAUCAACGCACAGGGCAUUAUCAAACAUUCCAGCAGUCGGUACCCUUAAACUGUCGUGUAUUUGGUAAUAUUGUAAAUACAAACUUGGCAAACAUCCCUGCCGCAGAACCGGUUUGGGACAACACUCAAAUAGCAUAUCUCCAGCAACUACAGCAUUCACCAUAUAUUGAUACCAAUAAUUUUGUACAGUUUCAAAUGAAUCAGUUUUACAAUGGAGAUUUAGUUCAUCGCCUUCAUUCCCAAGAACCAAGUAUCAAAUCAAAUUCAAACAUUAAUUUGACUUCAACUCGAACUGUAGAAGACAUUCAGUUAGAAAUUAAAAGAAUCUUAUUGAAACGAGAACGAGUCAUAGAACGAGAACGCGAGCGAGUCUAUCAAUGUUCAGACACUGUUUACAAAGUGGAAAACUCAGACGUAGAAUUAGAAUUAGAGGUUUGUGAAGGGGUUACAUAUAAUGGAUUACAGGUACGACGGAUCUCUGGCGAUAAAGGACAAUACACUCAGCUUUGUGAAGAAUUAUUGUCUGGAAUCAAUUUAUAACAGUAGUAUAUAGCUAUAUCAUUUAUUGAAUUAUAACAGUAUACAUCACACAAAUCCAUAGAACUCUUACGAUUUUAUUUUAUUAAUGUCAGUCAGAUCUAUUUUGAAAACAAAAGGUUAAACUUCUGUCAUCAUGAAAAGGUGGUUCAAAAUAAUUGGUUUCUGUCUAAAAGUUCCAUAAAAUUCUCCAUUUCCUUUUAUUUUAUCUAUAGAAUAAAUACAAAGUUUUGCAUCAGCAUUCAAUAUUUGUCUAUACCAGUUAUUCUGUAUUUGGUUUGUUAUAUUUAAAUUGUUGAUCUUUUAGUCCAGUAUUUUCUUUUAUUAUUUUAAGCUGUUUAAACUAAUAAAAAGAACUAAAACAUCAAGAACUCAUUCAAAGUUAUACAGAUCUUACCCUGAGUUAAGCAACCAUAAAUUAGAAAAAUAUCUAUACUAAUUUCCAUUAUGAAUUUAAUUUUGAUCUCAUUUAAGCCAAAAAUUUCCAUAAAAUGUUAACAUCUUAAGUCUUUGUAAAUAUCAUAAAGUUGAAAGACAUCCAUUUUAUAAUAAUCUUCAUGUGACCUGCCUCUGAAUCGUUCUUUCUUUUCCAAAAAUAGUGUUUAAAAAUAAAAUUGUUUGCUUGUUUUUCUCGUUUUUUUUGUGUUAAUUUUGUAGAAGAAAGUUUUGAAAUAUCAAGAUUAAACAAUCUAAGAAUAAUUCAAAAGAUAUUGAUGAGUUAACCAAAAAGUACUUUCUUAUACUUUUUAUCUUCUUUUUUUUUAAUAAACUGUCUUAUAUCUAAACAAUUAAAGAUUGUUGGGUAAAGACUUUUGUGUUGAUAUUUUUGAUAUGUGAAGAGGCUUUUAUGCACUUUUAUGUGGCUUGCUCAGGUAAUUUUUUUCUAUGACUGGUGUACUUAAUACAAAUAAAUAUAAAAUAGAGCUUGCAGUUGUCAAAUAACUAACUGCAAAACAGCUCCACCUGGUGUUUGCUAACACUACUACAUGUAAGUUGAACAUUCCAUUUUUCACUCUUCAAAGUUUGUUUAAUAAAUUCCCCCUCAUUGUCUAUUACUACAGUUUUAUAACGGUCUGAUCUUUAUCAAUUCAUAUUUUUAUGCCCUUGCAGUAGUGGAGGGGCAUUAAGUUUUAUACUUGUUUACAAAGGCAUUAUGUCAGAAUAAUUUGGUCUGUAACAUGUUUCUGGUUCCCUGUUCAGCUAACAACUGUUAUGGGUUGUAUCUUCACUAACUGCUUUUAAAAACUUGUGUGAUCAAACACAAGAAAGUUUUGAAAUGAGUGUUUCAUAUGAUAUUGAAUAAAUUACAGCAUAUUAUUUUUCAAAGGUUGCUUUUCUUUACUAUUGUUUUUUACGGACAAAGAACAAUGGUGUUUUGAUUCUCUACGUAGUACUGUCAGAUCUGAUCGUUGAAACUGGUCGUGGUUGUACGACUAUUAAUCUUGUAUAUAUGUGAUGUAUGUUUUUAUUGUACUAUUGUCUUUCUCAGUGUGAAUGUACUUUUGUGAACAUGAUGAAUAGAAGUGUUAUAUGAUGUCAGCUUUAAAAUACAGUAGGCUCUUGUUACCUCAUACUCAAAAGUAAAUUGUCACAUAACUCAAAUCAAAAUUUUGCACUGUCUACUUUAAGACUGAUAUUACUUGUGAGGAUUCUAUUUAAUUUGAUGUAACUAGAGACUGAUAAUGAAGGCACACAUGAGUGGUCAAAGAAUGGUCAGUUUUCUUAGAUAUAGUCACAUUAUGGAUAUUUAUCAGUAGAUUUUAUGCAAAGUUCUUUUAAUGUUUUCAAUGUAUACAAUUUUCUUAUUAAUUUAAGAUGAGUUAUUGAAAAUAUCCGUACAGCAAACUGUUAAGUAAUUGAGAAAAAAAAUGUACAAAUUGAAAUUUUUGCUUUUAAACAUUUUAGCUCACCUGGCCUGGUAAAAGCUUUAGAUAAUGGUAUUUAACAUCUUAGCUUAUCUGUCAAAGUGAAAGCUUUCUCAUCUCUUGUUGUCCAUUGUCUAUCUGUUGUAAACUCUUAAAAAAAAAAAUGGGAAGCUAUAAAGUUGAUCACAAUCAUACUGAUGAUGUUUUACUUUUUGAUUGGAUUUGUAUCUUGACAACAUAAUGAUUGACAUAAUAAUUUUAUGUGUAAGGAAUGAGUUAUUAAAUAAUGCAUGUAUGCACUCUAAUCGCUAUAAAAACAGCACAGAAGUUCCAAUACUUUGAUCGUUACAGGAUAAAUAUGGCAAUAAUAAAUGCUCAGUCACAUUUUAAAUUUUGAUAAUAAUAUAACCCAGGUAAGCUAUUCCUUGAAAAUACAUUAUUUUGCUUUUCUUUUUAAGAAUUUUUGUUGUUAAGCCAAAUGAUCAAGAAGAAAUAGAAGCCCACAUUGAAAAGUAGUAUUUUUGAAUCAUGGAUAAAAAAGUCAUUUGUUAGUGAUUAAGUAUAGCUGUCUAUAUUUACUACAACAAUCAUGGUCAAAUCAAAUAAUAUUUGUAAGUUUGGCUUCGAUGCUGGAGAAUCGGUUUUAAGCUUAAUUUUUAUAUAAAAAUGCAUAGAAAGCAAAAUGAUGAACAAGAAUUAAUGUACUAAAGACUGUGAAUGAAUGUCCACAACUGGUAAAUUAUUAGUGCUACCCAUAUCCUUAGUUAUUUAUGUGAGAGUGGUGUCAAGUAUGCAUAUUUGUUAUUGUUAAACUUUUACUAUUUUUAUGUAAAUUGUUUUGAUAUAUAUUGUUAUAGAGUUUUGUGCUUGUACAAAUAUCAAAAGAUUCUUAAAUUUUAAAGUAUUUAUUAUUGAACAUCAUUGUUUAUUAUACAAUGAAAUAUGUGCUAAUUCUUCAAGCUUUUGGUACAGAUAAGUAAACAUUACACUUGAAAGCUGGUCUUCUAGUCAAAACUUUUCCUUUCCAGAUGUUUUUUCUACAUCAAACCUUAUAAUUACUUGAUGUCACUUGGAUUAAAAUAAGUGGUGGUAUUGGACAGACAUAUCAUUUUAAUUCACUUCUUACACAUUGAAAUGGUACGAGUUACUUUUAUGGUGCAUAAGAUCACAAUGACAUUUGCCAUUCUGUGGUUAUUUCCCUUUAUAUAUUUAUUUAUAAAUUUUACAUUAUGCAGUAAUCAUUGAAGACAAAAAUAAGCAACAUUUCAUAUUUUAUGUUAGAAAUCCCUUGUUAAAUUUAGAAAAUAGAAAAAAAAACUAAGGUGCAACUAACUCAGGCAAAGUGAGAUGGAUUUGGCUUAAGUUCCUUUUGGUCACACAUGAUAUAUUACUGCAGCAGUUGUUAUAGUACUAGACUAGGGACUUUUAACGACAUUGACUACCCAUUAGGGCCUUGCACAGUCAGUAAAGAUGGUGUAGUACUAGACUAGGGACUUUUAACAACAUUGACUACCCAUUAGGGCCUUGCACAGUCAGUUAAGAUGUUAUAGUACUUGACAAGGGACUUUAGACGACAUUGACUACCCAUUAGGGCCUUGCACAGUCAGUUAAGAUGUUAUAGUACUAGACUAGGGACUUUAAACGAUAUUGACUACCCAUUACGGCCUUGCACAGUCAGUAAAGAUGUUAUAGUACUAGACUAGGGACUUUUAAUGACUUUGACUACCCAUUAGGGCCUUGCACAGUCAGUAAGGAUGUUAUAGUACUAGACUAGGGACUUUUAAUGACUUUGACUACCCAUUAGGGCCUUGCACAGUCAGUAAAGAUGGUGUAGUACUAGACUAGGGACUUUUAGCGACAUUGACUCCCAUUAGGGCCUUGCAGUCAGUAAAAAGUGUUUUUAGAAAGAUAAAGGAUAUUCCUGAUCUUCUUUGACAAUUUCUCCUGUUAUAUCUGAAUGCCCCAUUUUGAUUUUCAAGGACAACUAAAUAAUUUUGGGCCAUAACAAGUCUGCCUUGCUAGCAGGAUAAUUCCAAACAACCUUUUGUUAUGGCACUUUGAUUCAGAUACAGAUGUAUAUAUGUUUUAUGAAUCUCAUUCACUGCUAUUUUGAAAUUUGAAUUCUCAUGUGUGAUAUAGAAGAAAAUUAAAUAAUUCUCAAAACUCUAUUGAGCAAUGGGCAUUAUUGGGAAAGUCUGUCCAAAAGCUUGAAGAAUUAGCGGUUGAAAAUUUGUAUGCAGUGCAUUUAAAAUGGAUAUUUGGUUGCAGUGGUACAAAUUUGUGCUUAUUUUAUAUAAAUAUUUGAUUAUAAGUAAUGUACAAACAUGAAAUGUAUGCAUUCUGUUUGAAUCUGAUAGUGUUUCACCCAAGGUGAAGGUAUGAUUGUUUAUUGGCAAUAUUUUUCUUACUGAUAACAUUAAAUGUGAAAAAAUC